UGUCUUGAAACCAAUACCAUUCUAUUUUUGUAUCUUCAGAAAAGCAUUUAUUGCUUUGAAAAUAAAUUGUUUAAUAACAUAGUUGUAAUUCGAAUGUAAUAUACCAAUGAACAUGUCCUUGUCAAUGAAGUUUCAGAAUUCUAAUCGAAUACGUAAAGAACCAAAAAAGCAAACAAAGCGAACUUGUUUAGGUAUCUGUAUACAAAAAAGAAGUUUUAAAUUAUUGUGUAAGAAUAAAAAAAAUAUUAAAGUUGCAUAAGAUUGUUUCGGGUAAGACAGUUUCAAGAUUUCAAAUAAAAUAUGUCUUGCAUAGUCUGUGAAUUUGACAGCAAAAAUGGCAUAUUGAAUACAAAGACGCCACGGCAUUCGCUUGUAUCGGCUCGAUAUAAACACUUUGCCUAUUUCGUAUUACGUUACAGACUUCCGCAAAAUUUAGCAGAGAUUAUUUUAAAUUUAACUGAAAAUAUGAAUGCUUUAGUUGGGCAGUACGGCGAGGAAUCUCGAUCGGAAAUCGCAAAGGUAGUGUAUAGAGUAAGUCAAUUAAAAUGCCGUUUAGAACGAAAUGGUCCGUUUCAUCAAUUUUCUGGAGCUGAAUUAGAUAAAGAUUUAUGGAACGAAUUUCUAUUAAAUCUUGACGAAGGUCAGUCCACUUUCUUUGGCAGUUGCUUCCUUUAUGCCGAAUGUUAUGUGUUUCGACGGUUAGUGUGCUACUUAGAAAAUACUGAAACUUUAAAAACGUUUGACUACUAUGCUAAUAAAAAGCAAAAGUCCUUAAUUGCUUUUUUAGGUACAAUAGAAAUUAUACUGUUUGGAAUACGUACAGUUGGGACUUCUGAUGAUGUGUUACGCUUUCUUUUAAGGCUUAAUCUUUGGGGCAAUCAGUGUGAUAUAUCAGCCGAUACCGAAAAGUAUACCGUAAAACGAAAAGGUCCUUUCGAACACCUACGAGCUUACGAGAAAAAUAUAAUAAUUGACAGUACGUCGUCGAUCAUCAACUCUUUAAAAACAGCAGAUCAUUCAAACCCUGUUCUAGUUGAUUUCAUCUGCGAUAACUCUGGUUAUGAGUUGGUUCUCGACUUUAUUCUGGCUCAUUAUUUACUUGAAGCUAAACUGGCAGAUAAGAUACGGUUUCAUUUGAAAGCAAUUCCUUGGUUUGUUACGGACGCUACAGCUACAGAUUUUCAUUGGACACUUCAACAAUUGAGGAAACAGAACGGGCGUUGUACCCAAGAAUUCGCAAAAAUAUGGCUCCUAAAUUUGAAUGAAGGUAAAUUCGAAGUCGCUGAGCCUGAUUAUUUUUGGACAAGUCCUUAUGAAUUUUACAGAAUGCGUGACGUCCGCCCAGACUUAUACAAAAAGCUAACUGAAGCACACAUGAUUAUUAUUAAAGGUGACUGUAACUAUAGAAAACUAAUAGGCGACUUCCGAUGGGAUGCUUCGGAGUCAUUCAUAACUUGCUUAAGAGGCUUCCAGCCAGCAAAUAUUUGUAGCUUACGAAUAGUAAAAACGGAAAUUAUAUGCGGAAUGAGCCCCGGGAAAAAUGAAGAUCUAAUAAAGAAAAACAAUGAGUGGAUGCUGAGCGGUGAAUAUGGCACUAUUCAAUUUAUAGAAAAUAAUUAUUGCAGCUGUUCCGAAACUUUGCGUGAUAUAAUGAAUCCAAACUAAUUAAACAAAAUGUCAUAUACCCGAGAACUUACUUUUACAUUGGAGUCGGAAAAACAUACAAGUAAUACUAACAUUCAAGGAAACAAAAAAAAUUAUAUUCAAGAAAACAACAAAAUAAAAUUCUACAAUAAAUGGAUCUAAAUAAAAUAUAA
Molecule: messenger RNA, 1817 nt
Organism: Ceratitis capitata (Mediterranean fruit fly)
Lineage: Eukaryota; Metazoa; Arthropoda; Insecta; Diptera; Tephritidae
Product: protein-glutamate O-methyltransferase
Exons: 8
Coding region: 301-1665 (454 amino acids)
Biological process (GO): DNA damage response
Cellular component (GO): cytoplasm; nucleus
Molecular function (GO): phosphatase activity
Source: RefSeq, a predicted model, not a curated record